Messenger RNA from Drosophila persimilis, 1022 nucleotides. RefSeq names its product zinc finger protein 436-like. Gene Ontology annotation, molecular function: RNA polymerase II cis-regulatory region sequence-specific DNA binding; DNA-binding transcription factor activity, RNA polymerase II-specific; zinc ion binding. The transcript has 3 exons. Bases 39 to 1022 code for a protein of 327 amino acids. Gene Ontology annotation, cellular component: nucleus. The record is from RefSeq and is a predicted model, not a curated record. NCBI's taxonomy places the organism in Eukaryota, Metazoa, Arthropoda, Insecta, Diptera, Drosophilidae. Gene Ontology annotation, biological process: regulation of transcription by RNA polymerase II.
UACAUUUUUGCAAUUAAUAAAAGCCGCACAGUGGGACUAUGGAGGAAAUAUGCAGAGUUUGCAGGGCAAACUCCGGACCAUUCACAAAUAUUUUUGAUGAGACACACACAUGGGACACUUGCAUUGCUGACAUGAUAUCACAGUGCACUGGGUACGCGGUUAGCCGAGGCGAUUUACUACCAGAAAACAUAUGUCCGCCUUGCCUUGAGGAUGCUGUAAAUGCAUUCAAUCUUAUAAAAACAUGUGAGCAGAGCCAUACACUCUUUUUAACACUGAUGGAAGACGAUAGAGAAGAAGACAAUUUGGAAGGCGGGGAUUGGGAACCCUCAGACAUUGAAAAUGAGCAAUCGAACCAAUUAGAAACCGAUGAAGAGAUACACCAAUCGCUUACAAAAAAUUCCGAGCUCAACGAACACACCUGUAUUCACACUGUGGAGCUGCCGCACAAGUGUACACACUGCUCCAAGUCAUUUGCUCGAUCCGAUAGUCUCCGGAUUCAUAUCCGAUCGCACACGGGUGAACGACCUUACCAAUGUCCUCACUGCUACAAAUCGUUUAGCAAGGAAGAACCUCUACAUAUUCACAUUUGUACACACACGGGUGAACGACCAUACAAAUGUUCUCACUGCUCGCAGUCAUUUCAACAAAAAUCUCAUCUCCGAGAACACACCCGGAUUCACACUGGCGAACGACCGUUCAGGUGUUCUUACUGCUCAAAGUCUUUUAAACAAAAAUCAAAGCUUGAUAGACACAAUCUUACUCACACAGGGGAACGACCCUACCAAUGCACUCAGUGCUCGAAGUCAUUUCAGGAAAAGUCGAAUCUCCAGGUACACCUCCGUUCUCACAAGUGCAUCCACUGCUCAAAGACUUUUAGAUACAGAAACAGUAGCUACCAAAGACACAUACUAACGCACACAAGCAACGACAACUGUGCCAUUCCAUCACUCUUCGAGAUCACAGCCGUAAGAACGCUGAGAGAGGAUGAUACGAUCGCUCCUACUGCAGAACAAGAUCUUUAA